Molecule: messenger RNA, 2112 nt
Organism: Pseudovirgaria hyperparasitica
Lineage: Eukaryota; Fungi; Ascomycota; Dothideomycetes; Acrospermales; Acrospermaceae
Exons: 2
Coding region: 1-2112 (703 amino acids)
Source: RefSeq, a predicted model, not a curated record
AUGCCGUCCCGGGCACAAAGCUACACCCGAAGUCAGCGCACACGCACGCGCAGAGCAUCAAACACAUCAGCACCACAAAAAGUCUCACUUCAGCAGCAUAUUCCUUUUACUUUACCCUCACCUACUAGUUCCGUCUUGCCCGUAAGGCAGUCACUUAAAACCCCGCUAACCCGCCAUCCACAUGAUACUCAAUUCGAAAAUUUGGUGCCAAAACAAGCGACGCUCGGGGGAAAGCCAAGCAAUGGCUCAAUAACGAAAUCUCGCGUGCAAAAUGUCAGCCUGAAGUUUGUUACAGCCACAGGUACACUUGAAACGUUCAAGGACAAGCAGUCGCUCAACGAGAUCCGACGGCAUGUCAUGGUCGAUUAUCUCAACAAGCACCAGCCGGAGCCCAACACCCUCCAACGACGUAGAGACUCCGUACAGGCACUCGAGCUACAAGGGAAUGUGGUGGAGAAUCCAGUCCAGCAGUUCGAUACUCUUCGAGGUGCAAUUUCUAAUGAAUAUGCGUUGAAACUCUUCAAACAACCGAGUAAACGGAAAUCACUAGCUUCGUCAUCAGAAGAGGACCUUUCAGAGGAUCAACAAGAACAUAAUAAACGCCCCGACCUUACAGGGUCUCUUGAAGAUGUCAACAAGAUAGCACAAUUCGAUACCGCUCUUCUCACCAAAUUCGCCAAAUGUGACAUUGUUGAUAUUAAGCAGCCUCUGGUCAUUCCUGCGGAUAUUUCAAGCUGGACGGCGGAGACUUACCAACGCAGAACUCUGGAGGGUUCGUCAACGGGGCCACCCUUAGAUCCAUUCGGCACAAUGGUCAAGAGUCGCCAUCGAGAGGUCAACAAUGAGGCACUAAAGUACAACUGUAAAUUUCUCUAUGGAAGUAAAGCCAUGGUCUCAACUUGGACACGUGACCUAGGCCAUACUCCCCACGGAUAUAUUGCGACAUUAUACCUUAGCUCCACUCAUAUAGAUGUUAUGAGAGGCUUACACCAUGAGAGCAUACCUACGAGACUGCUAAGAGACGAGAGUAUCCAGUUAAUCAGAGGGCGAGUUCACCCUUCAACAUUUGCUCACGAUACAACAAUUCAGGCGGCACUGACUGUUCUCUGCGGUGAAAUCAUCCAAGGAAGUAGUAGAGAAGCGAUUCAAUGGCAUGAAGAUGCCAUACUCCAGAUGGUCUCGCACCGUGGUGGUCUCAUGAAACUUGGCUUCAGGGAGCUGACCGCGAUCAUUGCAAUGGUAUUCAUGCAAUCAGCAAUAUUUCGAGAAUCACAAGCUCCAGAAACUAUCUCCACCUGCAUGGCCCGUCUCCAAGUCACCACCGCGGACCCAACUAAACCAGUCCCGGAAUCCCCCCUUUACUGCCCCCGAUCGGACGGCCAUUUUACCACCAUUGCAGUCCGGUGCCACCCGCACACCCUGGCGAUUCUCUACGAAACACGAAUACUCACUGACCUCGUCGUCGACGCCUCGCACCCCUUCCGUAGCAUUAGCAUCUUCCCCGGCGCCAUCCUCUCUGAACCCGAGAUGCACAUGCAGCGCCUGCACGCUCGUCUCCAGAACCGACCUUCAGCUCACGAUAACAGGCAUGCUACGUAUAAAGACUGGACUUACGAGGCUUGCCGGCUCGCAGCACUCGUCUACUCGACCGCCAUUGCCAAACGCACGUCUAUCUCCGCCGCCGUCACAAUGACGUCCAUCAAUCGCGCGCAGACCGAAACGUCGCCGUACGCCGUUCUCGAACAGCUGAAGGCGGCACUAGAGAAGUCGCAUGCGGCCGACGAGUGCUGGAUGGACACUAAGAUGACAGGCGUGCUCUUCUGGAUCACGCUCGUCGCUGGGGCCGCAUGUUCACGCUUCCUAACGCGAUCGCCAUCGCUCAGUACAUAUUCAGGCUUCGGCGAGGCCGACAGCGUCCGAGGCGAGUACGCGCCGCAGGACAGCGAGAGGUAUUUGCGUAAAUGGUUUACUGCGAUCAGUGUGCGGUGUACGAUUUUGAUGGGGUUUGAGCAUGGGAUUCCGGUCUUGUUGAGUCUGAGGAAGAUGUUGGCUGUGCUGGAGUUAUUGACGCCCGGGGGUGGAAAGAACGAUUGGGGCGAGGUGCACUUUUGA